AUCAGCGAAUUUGUCACCGGGACACUUGUGACAUUGACAUUUCUCGAAAGACUUCUUCGAGCACUUUACGAACUGGCGAGAUAUUUGAUUCUGAAAUGAUUUCAUAAUAAUUUCAAGGAAAAACGUCAAUCAAAACUGCAUUAGAUAUAAUUUUAAGGUCAGGAAAGGUUACGCAGAGUUUGGUAGUCAUGCUGGACGUGCUUAUAAGCGGUCGCCGCGAGGGCUGGCGGCUCAGUUCGAUCCAACCACCGAUGGAGGCUAGCAACGGAACACCAGUAGACGAGUUCGACUGGAGCGACAUGGACGCCUGCUAUGAAACAUUUGAUAAAGAUGGGGAUGGCAAGCUAAGCCUGGACGAGUUCCGCGUGAUCUGCAAGGCGCUAUUCCGCAACGACAAGGGUCAUAUUUACCCGCUGUCCGAGGAGCGAGCUCGUCACAUCUUCCAGGUCUUCGAUAAGAAUGGAGACGGCUUCAUUGAUAAGGAGGAGUUCACCUUCUGCUGGAAUCAUUGGAUUAAAGUUAUCGUGCGUCCGGUGUCAGUGUUCCUCAUAGUGGACGUUCAGAAUGACUUCAUCUCCGGAACGCUUAACAUCAGCAAGUGCAACGCGCAACAAGAUGGCAGUGAGGUAGUAGAACCGAUCAACCGUCUUCUAGACACGGUGCCGUUCGACGCGAUAUUCUACUCGCUGGACUGGCACCCGCCCGACCACGUCUCCUUCAUCGACAACGUGCAUAUGAGGGAGCUGCAUCCUUCGAGCCCGGUAUCCGCAGACAAAGCACAAGCCUAUGACACGGUGGUGUUCGCGGGCCCGCCGCUCAUGAAGCAGCGCCUGUGGCCGCGCCACUGCGUGCAGGACACCUGGGGCGCAGAACUGCAUAAGGAUCUGAAGGUAAUGGAAGGUGCAGUGAAGGUCUACAAGGGUACCAACCCCGAGGUGGACUCGUACUCCGUGUUCUGGGAUAACAAGAAGCUGACGGAGACCAGCCUGGGCAACCAGCUGCGGCAUCUAGGAGCUUCUGACAUCUACAUCUGUGGCCUGGCUUAUGAUGUCUGUGUGGGCGCAACAAUAGCGGACGCUCUGGCCAUCGGCUACCGCUCCAUCCUGAUAGACGACGCGAGCCGAGGAGUAGACCUGGCGGGCAUUGAGAAGACGAAGACCACCAUCGUCAAUAAUAACGGAGUCAUUGUUAAUACGGAUGAGGUGUUAGCAAUGGUGGAAGGACGCGACCGACGGCCGGAGCUCGGCUACAAACUCGCCAUGGAACUCAAAAACGCCAUGGAGGACAAGUGAGAUAACAUACAAAUAUAGCACAUUAUGUAUUUACUUAUUUAUUGCUUACCAUUGCCUUUUGUGGAUAAACCAAGUUUAGUGACUACAGAUUUAUUUAUAAGUGAAGGCAGUUUGUGAAUCUUACCAGUGAAAUAGUUGCUGGACAGUAAAGUUGGUAAUAAAUGUGGUGGUUUAUGGAACUAACGUUGUCCGCCAUUUUGAAAUAUCAUUUUUGGUGAUACCAGUUGAUAGUAAAUUAAGAAAAAAUACCUGUAUUGCGAAUACAAGCUUUAAUAACUUACCAUAUUGAAAGCAAACCUAAAAAUGUUGAGGUAGUUAAAAAUCUUGUGGAAAAAUAAGUUCUAGUUUUCACCACAUUUAUUGCAAUUCCGAGUUCGUUUAUCCACAGAUAAUAUAUAAUAUAAAGUUCCACCUCGAUCAAAUAAUAAAUUAUUUACUUAACUAGUACUUAAAAAUAUUUAUUGCAAUGUUGCAUUUUAUUUAUUACACUGUCAACAUUGCUUACAGAACAAUUUAUCAAAUGUUAGUGUUAGUAAGUUUUGCCUGUAAAAUGGGUAACCAUAGUGAAAUAUUUAGUGAAAACAAGAUUCCGCUAAUGCUAGUUAAAUAGUACUUAAAUACUGAUAAUAAUUAAUAUUAAUUGUGCUAUUAAAACUUGAAUAUCAUUGAUAAAUAUUCAAUUGACUAAAAUUUUACGUGUACUCGAAAGUUUAACAACCCAGUCUUACCAAGGGGUAUUGGGUUGCCCGGGUAACUGGGUUGAG
Messenger RNA from Helicoverpa armigera (cotton bollworm), 2056 nucleotides. RefSeq lists its product as uncharacterized. The record is from RefSeq and is a predicted model, not a curated record. The coding region runs from base 189 to 1292 and encodes 367 amino acids. Gene Ontology annotation, molecular function: calcium ion binding. The transcript is spliced from 9 exons. Lineage: Eukaryota; Metazoa; Arthropoda; Insecta; Lepidoptera; Noctuidae.